AUGCAGGAAGUUCAGCUUGGUUCGCAUACUGUAAGGUCCCAUGGGAUGACAGUUGCUAGGACACACAUGCAUGAUUGGGUGAUACUAAUGCUUCUUGGGUUGAUAGUUGUCAUCCUGAAUGUGAUUCAUCCCUUUUAUCGCUUUGUGGGAAAAGAUAUGAUGACUGAUCUUAAAUAUCCCUUGAAAAGUAACACCGUGCCUGUUUGGGCUGUUCCUAUUUAUGCAGUUGCACUGCCCAUAGCAAUUUUUGUUGUUGUCUAUUUUCGUAGGAGAGAUGUCUAUGACCUUCACCAUGCCAUACUAGGUCUCUUAUUCUCUGUUCUGAUAACUGCGGUUAUUACAGAUGCUAUAAAAGAUGCAGUUGGUCGACCCCGGCCAGACUUCUUUUGGCGUUGUUUUCCAGAUGGAAAGGAUGUGUACAAUCAAUUGGGAAAUGUUGUAUGCCAUGGUAAGAAGAGUGUCAUAAAGGAGGGGCACAAGAGUUUUCCAAGUGGCCAUACUUCAUUUUCCUUUGCUGGUCUAGGAUUUCUCUCACUGUAUUUGUCGGGAAAAAUAAAAGUAUUUGAUCGCAAAGGCCAUGUCACAAAGCUGUGCAUUGUUUUUCUUCCUCUACUUCUUGCAUCACUAGUCGGCAUUUCUCGUGUAGAUGACUACUGGCACCACUGGCAGGACGUGUUUGCUGGAGGUCUCCUAGGAUUUAUAGUUGCUACAUUUUGCUAUCUGCAGUUCUUUCCACCCCCAUAUCAUGCUCAAGGUUGGGGCCCUUAUGCUUACUUCCAGGUGUUGGAGGAGUCACGUUCGGUGACACAAGCAGCCACUAUAGUAAAUGGGUCCAAUGUGCAGGUCACAGAGGCUCGGGUUGAGAAUCAAGAAGACGAAACUAGCAUCCAUGGAUGCAUGGGGUUAUCAUUAGCACAUAAUUCUGGUUCAGCAUUGGAAGAACUGGAAUCUGGGAGGAGAUAG
Prunus armeniaca (apricot) is the source of this 963-nucleotide messenger RNA. The record is from the annotation of a GenBank genome assembly. NCBI's taxonomy places the organism in Eukaryota, Viridiplantae, Streptophyta, Magnoliopsida, Rosales, Rosaceae.